Dujonia railenensis is the source of this 558-nucleotide messenger RNA. Lineage: Eukaryota; Fungi; Ascomycota; Pichiomycetes; Serinales; Debaryomycetaceae. The record is from the annotation of a GenBank genome assembly.
AUGGCUUCCAAUAGAGACAAGAAAAUAGCUACGGCCAAUGCCAAUACUCUCAAGGAGCUCCACUUGAUCACUUUGGCCAUAAAUGCGCUUGUGAUUCUAAUUAUAUACUUUUUCAGUAGACCCUCCUCGUUCUUACCAUACAUAAUCUUCUCAUUUCCAGCAUUCUUUUCUCAGUACACCCUUGAAAAAUCUGGAAGACCGAAAUAUGGAAAUGAUGAGUACGGUCAGCACAGAUUGAUCUCCUCUGGAGAUGAAAUCAAAGGAGAGGGAUUGUUUGAAUAUAUGUUCGAUAUCAUCUAUGUCACGUGGUUCUUGGAUAUCUUGAUGGUUGCUUUUGGAUCCAACAAGGUAUGGUGGUUGUUUUUAGCAGUUCCUGGUUAUGCAUCGUACAAAUUGUUUGGGUUUGUGAAGCCAUUUUUGCUGUUAGGAAAGGGAAGCAAAGCGGACGGUGUACCAGAAAGUGACGAUACUGCAGAUAAGAGCGGCAAAAAGGGCCAAUCUAAGAGACAAGCGAAGUUGGAAGCAAGAGGCCAGAAACAGCAGGUUAGAUACAGGUAA